UCGCGACGGUCGCCCUCGCAGGAGCGACACUUUGCGCUCCUUUUCUCUCGCUGCGUCCCGAAGAAAGAGCCUUACCCUUCCAGACCCAAAUACCACUCUUCUCAACACUCUUUGAAAGAAGAAAGGGUGCCCGCCAGGGGUGGUUUCAGCAAUGGCCCCAUCCUCUCUGAUUCCUGGACCAGGUCGGUUGUCGUGGUAACCCUUCCCCAGCCUGAAGCCCCCCGAGUCUGCCCUCCCCUCCACUUUUGUGGUUAUGGAGCCCCAAACCUCUGCCAUCUUUACAUCAGGAGGAGGUUGCUAAGCAGUGCACCUGAGCUGGGCUGGAACUGCCUCCCUAGAACUCCCUCAGCCUGCAACCUAGAAGGAUGUGCCAGAGGCCCAGCUAGGGCCUGACCUUGGCCCCAUGCGUCUCACCCGCUGCCAGGCUGCCCUGGCAGCCGCCAUAAUUCUCAACCUCCUAGUUCUCUUCUAUGUCUCGUGGCUGCAGCACCAGCCCAGAAACUCCCGGGCCCGGAGCCCCCGUCAUACAUCUGCCACCGGCCCCCGUGUCACUGUCCUGGUGCGGGAGUUCGAGGCCUUUGACAACGCGGUACCUGAGCUGGUAGACUCCUUCCUGCAACAGGACCCAGCCCAGCCCGUGGUGGUGGCGGCCGACACGCUCCCCUACCCGCCCCUGGCCCUCCCCCGCACUCCCAACGUUCGCCUGGCACUGCUCCAGCCCGCCCUGGACCGGCCCUCCACGGCCUCUCGCCCCGAGACCUACGUGGCCACCGAGUUCGUGGCCCUGGUGCCUGACGGGGUGCGGGCCGAGGCCCCUGGCCAGCUGGAGCGCAUGGUGGAGGCGCUCCGGGCCGGAAGUGCACGCCUGGUGGCCGCCCCCGUCGCCACAGCCAACCCUGCCAGGUGCCUUGCCCUGAACGUUAGCCUGCGGGAGUGGACCGCCCGCUAUGGCCCGGCACCAGCAGCGCCCCGCUGCGAUGCCCUAGAUGGGGACGCCGUGGUGCUCGUGCGCGCCCGCGACCUCUUCAACCUCUCGGCGCCCCUGGCCCGGCCGGUGAGCACCAGCCUCUUCCUGCAGACCGCCCUUCGCGGCUGGGCGGUACAGCUGCUGGACUGGCCCUUCGCUGCAGCGCGCCAGCCCCCGCUGGCCACGGCUCACGCGCGCUGGAAGGCGGAGCGUGAGGGGCGCGCACGGCGCGAGGCACUGCUCCGCACCCUGGGCAUCCGCCUGGUGAGCUGGGAGGGCGGCCGGCUGGAGUGGUUUGGCUGCGGCAAGGAGACCCCGCGCUGCUUCGGCACGGUGGUGGGCGACACGCCAGCCUACCUCUAUGAGGAUCGCUGGACACCCCCAUGCUGCCUGCGCGCGCUGCGCGAGACCGCGCUCUAUGUGGUGGGCGUGCUGGAGGCCGCGGGCGUGCGCUACUGGCUGGAGGGCGGCUCGCUGCUGGGGGCAGCCCGCCACGGGGACAUCAUCCCGUGGGACUACGACGUGGACCUGGGCAUCUACCUGGAGGACGUGGGCAACUGCGAGCAGCUGCGGGGGGCUGAAGCCGGCUCUGUGGUGGAUGAGCGCGGCUUCGUGUGGGAGAAGGCCGUAGAGGGUGACUUCUUCCGCGUGCAGUACAGCGAGAGUAACCACCUGCACGUGGACCUGUGGCCCUUCUACCCCCGCAACGGGGUCAUGACCAAGGACACGUGGCUGGACCACCGGCAGGAUGUCGAGUUCCCAGAACACUUCCUGCAGCCUCUGGUGCCCCUGCCCUUUGCCGGCUUCGUGGCACAGGCACCCAACAACUAUCGGCGCUUCCUGGAGCUCAAGUUCGGCCCUGGGGUCAUCGAGAACCCCGAGUACCCCAAUCCAGCACUCCUGAGUUUGACAGGAAGUGGCUGAAGCCAUGACACCUGCGCCUGGGCUCGGGGGAACUUUCUGGCACAGGGAGCUGUCCUUUGCCUUUUGGGGUCUAUCGAUGUGGAGAUUUGUUUGA
Cynocephalus volans (Philippine flying lemur) is the source of this 1985-nucleotide messenger RNA. RefSeq names its product fukutin related protein (gene FKRP). The record is from RefSeq and is a predicted model, not a curated record. NCBI's taxonomy places the organism in Eukaryota, Metazoa, Chordata, Mammalia, Dermoptera, Cynocephalidae. Gene Ontology annotation, cellular component: Golgi apparatus. The transcript is spliced from 3 exons. Gene Ontology annotation, biological process: protein O-linked glycosylation via mannose. The coding region runs from base 404 to 1891 and encodes 495 amino acids.